AUGCCCGUUGUGGGCGACCAGAGAUAUAUUACUUCUACCGCGGUUUUCCUGAACGAGGUUAUCAAGCUCGCGAUAUGUCUGACGAUCGCUCUAUACGAAGUAUCUAAAUCCGCUCCUCCUUCUAUGCCUGCGACCUCCUUGUUCGGAUCGUUGGCUGCCGCAAUCUUUACCGGUGACAGUUGGAAGCUUGCUGUUCCCGCGGCGCUCUACACGAUCUCGAAUUCCUUGCAGUACAUCGCUUUGUCGAACGUGGAGGCCGUGCAGUUUCAGGUUACAUACCAGCUCAAGCUCAUUGCCACCGCUGUAUUCGGGGCGAUGGUCAUGCGAAAGUCUCUGCCGUAUGCGAAGUGGAUGAUAUUGUUGCUUCUGGUUGCGGGCGUCGCGUUGGUACAGAUCCCUCCGGUAGACCCGCAUGAACUCGAUCGUCGGACACAUGUAUACCUUCCCAGACGGCUCUCGGAUUUGCAGCAAUUUGGAGUCGCUGCAGGCCCGGUCUUGCGAAAGCGAUCUGCUACCUAUGAAGGUAUCCAGGACGAUAUGAUUCAAGGACAUCCGGUGUUUAAUGCUAGGACGGGUCUCCUCACGACCCUGGGUGCAUGCUUUGCUUCCGGGCUCGCAGGGCUAUCCUUUGAGAAGGUCCUGAGGGAUAGCACUCAGUCUACUUCCGUUUGGAUUCGAAACGUACAGUUAGCCAUAUAUUCGAUUUUCCCGGCUUUGUUUAUUGGCGUUAUAUUUCUUGACGGUGAACGAGUUGCUAAGCGAGGAUUUUUCCACGGAUAUAACUGGACUGUAUGGAGCGUCAUCGCUGGUCAAGCGGUUGGUGGUAUUGCGGCCUCAUUCUGCAUCAGCUAUUCCGAAUUGGGUUUGCUGCAAGCCGCCAGUGCAAUGAGCAUUGUUCUUAGCUCGCUGGCGAGCCCCUUUUUCUUCGACAUUCAAGUUUCUGCCUACUUCAUUCUUGGGACAUUGAUUGUUCUAGUCGCAUGUUUCGUUUACAUACCCAGUCCGCUCAAUGCCAAAUCGGAUCUACGCCCGCGUCUUCCUCCGAUCCGAAUUGAAAAGGCGAAAUCAUCCCCUGACACCGAUGGGUCGGGACAGGAGCUGGCUGUUCCGCCAAACGACUUUUCUAUCAAAUUGCCGACCACACCCCUGAUUUCAGAGGCGUCGGCUCUUACUACUUCACGUCCUGGUUCACCUUCUCCUGCGAGGCACCAUGCUAGAGCCCAUUCUUCUCGUGGUUAUUUCGGAAGACAGCACCAUGAAAACUAA
This is a messenger RNA of Coccidioides posadasii C735 delta SOWgp, 1266 nucleotides long. RefSeq lists its product as uncharacterized. Gene Ontology annotation, cellular component: Golgi membrane. Gene Ontology annotation, biological process: pyrimidine nucleotide-sugar transmembrane transport. NCBI's taxonomy places the organism in Eukaryota, Fungi, Ascomycota, Eurotiomycetes, Onygenales, Onygenaceae. Gene Ontology annotation, molecular function: UDP-galactose transmembrane transporter activity. The record is from RefSeq and is a predicted model, not a curated record.